Acanthochromis polyacanthus (spiny chromis) is the source of this 1665-nucleotide messenger RNA. Its product is annotated as tripartite motif-containing protein 16-like. Bases 1 to 1665 code for a protein of 554 amino acids. The record is from RefSeq and is a predicted model, not a curated record. Gene Ontology annotation, molecular function: zinc ion binding; protein binding. NCBI's taxonomy places the organism in Eukaryota, Metazoa, Chordata, Actinopteri, Pomacentridae. The transcript has a single exon.
AUGGCGCAGCAAGGAAUUAACUUCAACUGGGAGAAACUCAGCUGUUCGAUCUGUUUGGAUCUACUGAAAGAACCGGUGACGAUUUCCUGUGGACACAGCUAUUGUAUGAACUGUAUUAACCUCCACUGGGAUGGAGAGGAUUGGAAGAAUACCUACAGCUGUCCUCAGUGCAGACAGAUCUUUACACCAAGGCCUGACCUGAAGAAGAACACAAUGUUGGCUGAGUUGGUGGAGGAAGUGAAGAAGACGGGACUUCAGUCUGCUCCAGCUGAUCUCUGCUAUGCUGGACCUGGAGAUGUGUCCUGUGAUUUCUGCACUAGUAAGAAACUGAAAGCUGUCAAGUCCUGUCUGCAGUGUCUGGUCUCUUACUGUGAGCAACACCUCCAGCCUCACUAUCAAUCUCCUGCAUUUGAAAAACACAAUCUGGUUGAUCCGUCCAAGAAGCUUCAGCAGGACCUCUGCUCUCAUCACAAUGAGGUGAUGAAGAUUUUCUGUCGCACUGAUCAGAAGUGUAUCUGUUACCUGUGCUCCUUUGGUGAACAUAAAGGUCAUGAUACAGUUCCAGCUUCAGCAGAACGAACAGAGAGACAGAAAGAGGUGAAGCCAUGUGCUGAAAAAAUUCGACAGACAAUCCAGGACAGACAGACAGAUGUGAAGGUGCUUCAGCAGGAGGUGGAGGCCAUCAAUCAGUCUGCUGAUACAGCUGUGAAGGACACUGACAAGAUCUUCAAAAAUCUCAUUUGUCUCAUUGAGGAAAAAAGCUCAGUUGUGAAGCAGCAGAUCAGAUCUCAGCAGCAAACUAAAGUAAAUCGGGCCAAAAAUCUUUUGCAAAAACUGCAGGAGGAGAUCACCAAGCUGAGAAGACAAGAUGCUGAACUGGAGCAACUGUCUCAGACAAAGGACGACUGCCGGUUCCUGCACAUGUUCCCCUUGAUUUCAGGGCUCAGUGCAACAAAGUGGCCGUGUCCUAAACCCCGUCACCUGCAGUACUUUGAGGAUGUGACAGCAGCUCUGUCACAACUGUAUGAAAAACUGCAGGGCUUUCUUUGUGAGGAACUGCCAAAACAUUCAAGAACAGUUACUGAAGUGGAUGUUUUACUGCCAAAACCAGAACCCACAACCAGAGAGGAAUUUUUGCAACAUUCAUGUCAAAUCACACUGGAUCCAAACACAGCAAACAUGCACAUGAUAUUAUCAGAAGAGAACAAAAAAGCAACAUACAAACGUAAAAAACAGGCCUAUCCAAGUCACCCUGAGAGAUUCAUGGACAGGUCACAAGUCCUGAGCAGAGAAGCUCUGACUGGACGUCAUUACUGGGAGGUGGAGUGGGACGGGCUGGGUAUUUUUGUUGCAGUCGCCUACAAAGAUAUAAGCAGAACAGGAGAUGAUAGCAAGUUUGGAAACAAUGACAAGUCUUGGGCAUUGCUGUGUUCAGAUGGUGAUUAUGAAUUAACUCAUAAGGGACACGGCAUUUCCAUCUCAGCCCCUCUGUCUUCCAAAGUAGGAGUCUAUCUGGAUUACAGAGCAGGUAUUCUGUCCUUCUACAGCGUCUCUGACUCCAUGACUUUAAUCCACAGAGUCCAGACCACAUUCACUCAGCCUCUCUAUGUUGGACUUAGGGCUUAUUAUUUUUUAAAUGUAGGAUCCUCAGCUGUGCUCUGUUAG